AUGAGACUCCAAAAACAAAACCUUCAGCUUCCAGUUUUAGCAGAAUUAGCUACAACAAAUAACAGCUCAGAUGAACAAAUGCAAGCAACAACUCAAGAAGAUCUCUUACCUAAUACAGAAAUGCUACCAAGAGAUGAACUUGCCAUUUAUGGCUAUAAAACACCAUAUCCAUCUGCAA
Cetraspora pellucida is the source of this 178-nucleotide messenger RNA. The record is from the annotation of a GenBank genome assembly. NCBI's taxonomy places the organism in Eukaryota, Fungi, Glomeromycota, Glomeromycetes, Diversisporales, Gigasporaceae.